This is a messenger RNA of Trichomonas vaginalis G3, 1101 nucleotides long. RefSeq names its product protein kinase protein. NCBI's taxonomy places the organism in Eukaryota, Parabasalia, Trichomonadida, Trichomonadidae. The transcript has a single exon. Gene Ontology annotation, molecular function: protein binding. The record is from RefSeq and is a predicted model, not a curated record. Bases 1 to 1101 code for a protein of 366 amino acids.
AUGAUCAAAACAGAAUUGAUUGAUUCAAUGAAAUAUCUUCCAAAAAAUGUAAUCGAAGAUAUUUUAAAUGUCAUUCCGUAUAAUAAUCGCUAUACAAAGUCAUAUUUAUCUCUUGCCAAACUCAUAUCUGAUGAAUAUCAUGUCAAAGAGGUAAAUAAUGUCAUACGUAUUUCAAACAUCCUAUUUUAUAAUGAAUAUCGAAUUAGAUUAGACAAAUCUUGUGAUUUCAAAAAAAAUAAAUCUCGAAUUUCGAAAAAAUUAAAACUGGACAUUCAUACAGAGAAUACAAUUUACAGAGCAAUUAUGAAUAAUGACAAAGAAAGAUUCAUCUCAUUCACAGAAAGAGAUGGAUUUGAUAAAGAUCAAACACUCAAAAGUGAUUUAUAUCCGUAUUCUUACGAAGGAUACUCAUUACUUGAAUUAUGUUGUUAUCAUGGAGCAGUUGAUUGUUUCAAGUUAUUAAGAACGAAAUUUAACUCAGAAAUAACUCAAGUAUGUCUUCAAUUUUCAUUUUUAGAAGGAAAUCCAGAGAUCAUGAGUGAAUGUUUGAAAUAUCAGAAACCAAAUGAAAAAUGCAUGCCAUAUGCAAUUAUUUCUCACAACAUUGAUUUUGUUACCUUCUUGAUGAAUGAAUACAAUAUUAAAAUCAACUUAAAUGAUUGCGAAAAAUAUAAGAAUCUUGAAUCAUUUUUAGUUUAUUUCGAUCAAUCUAAUGAUUUUAAACAAUGCUUUGUUUAUUCAGUGAUGUUUAAUAUUCCAUCCCUUUUAGAAUAUUUCCUUUCACAUGGUGCAAAUAUCAAUGGAAAAUAUAAAGAUGGAGCAACCGCUCUUCAUUUUGCAGCAUUGAACAAUAGUAAAGAAGCGGCCAAACUUCUUAUAUCAUAUGGUGCAAAUAUUAAUGAAAAAGAUACAUAUGGAGAAACAGCUCUUCAUAUCGCAGCAUGGAACAAUAAUAAAGAAACAGCUGAACUUCUUAUUUCACAUGGUGCAAAUAUUAAUGAAAAAAAAAAUAAAUUUAGUCAAACAGCUCUUCAUUUUGCAGCAUAUAGCAAUAAUAAAGAAAUGGCAAAACUUCUUAUUUCACACGGUGCACAAAAAUGA